AUGUCUAUCUCAUUCUAUUCUCAUCUAUCUAUCUAUAUAUCUAUCGAUCUAUCUAUCUCAAAAUGUUCAUUAUCUAUCUAUCUAUCUAGCAAGCUAUAUGCUUGUCUGUCUCUUCCUUUUCAUAACUAUUCUAUCUAUCUAUCUAUCUAUCUAUCUAUCUAUCUAUCUCUUCCUUUUCAUAUCUAUCUACCUAUAUUUUUCUUUUCAUAUCUAUCUAUCUAUUUUUAUUUACUCAGUCUAUUCACAUCUUUGUCUGUCAUUGCUUCUAUCGAUCGAUAUAUCUGUCUUUCCUUUUCAUAUCUAUCUAUCUAUCUAUAUUUUCCUUUUCUUAUCUAUGUAUGUAUGUAUGUAUCUAUCUAUCUAUCUCUAUUUACUCAGUCUAUUCAUAUCUUGGUCUGUCAUUGCUUCUAUCGAUCGAUAUAUAUCUCAGUCUGUUCAAAUCUAUCUAUCAAUCUAUCUAUCUAUCUAUCUAUCUAUCUAUCUAUCUAUCUAUCUAUCUAUCUAUCUAUUCCUUUUCAUAUCUAUCUACCUAUAUUUUCCUUUUCAUAUCUAUCUAUCUAUCUAUCUAUCUAUCUAUCUAUCUAUAUUUUCCUUUUCUUAUCUAUCUAUCUAUGUAUGUAUGUAUGUAUCUAUCUCUAUUUACUCAGUCUAUUCAUUUCUUGGUCUGUCAUUGUUUCUAUCGAUCGAUAUAUCUAUCUCAGUUUGUUCAAAUCUAUCUAUCUAUCUAUCUAUCUAUCUAUCUAUCUAUCUAUCUAUCUAUCUAUCAGUCUCUGUCGUUAA
Molecule: messenger RNA, 780 nt
Organism: Acanthosepion pharaonis
Lineage: Eukaryota; Metazoa; Mollusca; Cephalopoda; Sepiida; Sepiidae
Source: the annotation of a GenBank genome assembly